Molecule: messenger RNA, 6393 nt
Organism: Sphaeramia orbicularis (orbiculate cardinalfish)
Lineage: Eukaryota; Metazoa; Chordata; Actinopteri; Kurtiformes; Apogonidae
Gene: zbtb34
Product: zinc finger and BTB domain containing 34
Exons: 2
Coding region: 346-1926 (526 amino acids)
Biological process (GO): regulation of transcription by RNA polymerase II
Molecular function (GO): protein binding; RNA polymerase II cis-regulatory region sequence-specific DNA binding; DNA-binding transcription factor activity, RNA polymerase II-specific
Source: RefSeq, a predicted model, not a curated record
AGUAAAGCAGAUUGGACUGACCGGUGUUUCUUCCCGUGGCGUGUGCUGAAUAUUCUUUAAACCAUUCACUGGAGGAUUGGAGGACUUUACAUUUUUUGCGCCUGCAUACGUCCUCCAUUACGCUGUGUAUAAAGUACAUGAUGUCUUACUAGCCUACAUAACAGUGACAUGAGCAUGGGAGGGGCUGCUGCAAAACACCCUGAUAGAAUGAAUGCAAAGAGCCAAAAGAACACUUCCUGUUGAUGCAAAAAUUGCAGCAGCAACUGUCUGACACAUCUGGACUGGAGAGGGGGGGAGGCCUGGCUGUAGUGUUAGCGAACUACUGAGGGGAAUGGACAACGUUUAAUGCUAAUCUGCAAGACGGCUGUCGACAAACUGGAGAAACACAUUGAAGACAUGGACGACGGCAGCUACAUCGAGUUUGAUGUGCCGGAGUUCAGCAACACUGUUCUGACCCAGCUCAAUGAGCUGCGGCUACAGGGGAAGUUGUGUGACAUCAUUGUUCACAUUCAGGGCCAGCCAUUUCGAGCCCACAAGGCGGUGCUGGCAGCUAGCUCACCCUACUUUCGUGACCACUCAGCUCUCAGCACCAUGAGCGGCCUUUCCAUUUCGGUCAUCAAGAGCCCCGAGGUGUUCGAGCAGCUUCUUGCGUUCUGCUACACAGGUCACAUGUCCCUGCAGCUCAAAGAUAUUAUAAGUUUCCUCACCGCCGCCAGCUUCCUGCAGAUGCAAGCCAUAAUUGAUAAGUGUACCCAAAUUCUGGAGAGCAUCCACUCCAAGAUCAGCAUCCCAGUCGGUGUCUGCAGCCCAGAGAAGGAAGACUUACAGAACAGCCGCAAUGGGGUCAAUGAUAGCAACCUCUUUGUAAAUCCUACCCAGAUCUCCCCCCCUUACUACUCCCGGCAGGGUCAGGCAGGACAUGAAGCACGUUUGGAGCUGGCUGGAAAAGUCCUGAGCCGUGUGCGACAGCAGCAGGAGGAAGGCCAGUCGGACCGAGGCAGUAGCGACAGUAUCUCAGAGCAUGAAGCUCCCAUAGAGGGAGAAACUGAGCAAGUGGAACUGAUCGGGAAAGACGGUCAAGUAACAGAUGUGCAUGUGAAGAUAGAGAAGACCGACAGGCCGACUUACUCAGACAGUUCCUCAGCUGGUGAUGAUGGCUACCACACAGAAAUGGUAGAUGGAGAACAGGUAUUAGCUGUUAGUGUGGGCUCUUAUGGUCCUGUCAUUCAAUCUGCUGCCUAUUCUUACUCAGGGCUGUCCUCCCCAUGCUUUGUAAACCUUAGCAGCUCCAGUCCCUCCCGCUCCAUGCUCAGUGGGUUCAGAGGUGGACGAGCUAGGGCAAAGCGUCCUCUGGCCAUCCCAGCCGGGGUGUUAAGUCAUAUCAAACAAGGGUCAGAAGACAGUGAAUCAGUCGUGGGACCUACAGGCCUGGAGAAUGACGUACGCGAGCGCAGCCUGCGAAGCCAGUGGUAUCCUUACAAUGAGAGACUCAUUUGUAUCUACUGCGGAAAGACCUUCAAUCAGAAAGGGAGCCUGGACCGCCACAUGCGCCUGCACAUGGGAAUCACCCCGUUUGUUUGUAAAUUCUGUGGCAAGAAGUACACAAGGAAAGACCAGCUGGAGUACCACAUCCGUGGCCACACGGACAACAAGCCCUUUCACUGUCAGAUCUGUGGCAAAUGCUUCCCAUUUCAGGGCACCCUUAACCAGCACCUGAGGAAGAAGCACAUGGGAGCAUCAGAGAGCAGCAAUCAUGUGGACUCUCCAGAGAGGACGGAGGGAAGCUCGGGGCAAAAGGACCAAGAGGAUACGUCUGAGGUGAUGGCCUUUGAGGCACAAUAUGCAGAAGAGGCACCGGCCGAUGAUAUAGAGGAGAGUUCAAAAUGCAGUCCAGAGGAGUCUCAAGCAUCUAGAUGUGAUUUUUAAGUCCUGCUUCAGGUUAAGGAAGCUUUAAGAAAUGUUAAUUUCAACUCAACUUAAAGGACUUUUUUCUUUUUGAAUCAGCUCCCUGUAUAAUGGACAUAUCUUGUGUCGAGGGUUUUUGUCAAUUUUGUGAAAGUUAGAUGUUGAAUGCAGAGAGCAAAUGGGUGCUUUAUAGAAUUUUGAUUCUUUCAAGCAAAGGGAGUAACAACUUACUAUUUUUGAGGAGGUCCCAAUAAUCAAGGCCCCCUUAUUGAUUUAUCUUUUUAUCUUUCCAUGUUUUUUAAAACAUAUUUACAGAGUUAUAUAGGCAUGUUGCAAUAAUUGAUAAUGUGAAAGCUCUGGUAAGAUGCUUGUCAUAUCACCUUUUUACCUGACCUGUUUUUGCACAUGUGGCCAUAGGGGGUCACUAACUCACAAGGAAUGAUUUUUCUGCCAGUGCAAAGCUUCGUGUGACAUAUCCGCUCAAUACCUCAUGAUGCAACUACAUAUUCAUAAUAGACAGUAUUUAAACUUAAACUCACCAGGUUCUACCUCAUAGCCAAGAACCUACCAGGCACCCGUGUUCACCGUUAAAAAUCCGUUUUAGGUUGUAUGUACCGUAUCUUAUUGCCAAACCCUGUAAAGAAUAUUCUCUUUCAACACAAAGCCUUGAUACUUAGGGGAAAUAUUCCUUGCUGAUUGUAUGGAUAGUGGGACAAAGUCCUUGUCAAAUGUUUCAUGGUCAGCCAGGUUAAAAUGAUGAUUAAGAAGGUGCUAUGCUAGGAGUGCAUUAAAUUUGCUAGCUUAUAUGUGUUUGUUUUUUGGAAAAUGCAGAGAAUAGAGUAAGAGAAUGGCCCUGUAUACUUUCAAGGUAGGAUUUUUGCCGUCUUACAAGAUUUGUCUACAAAACACUUAAGGAUUUUAACUCAUCACUACUGCGGCUCUCUCUCUGUUGGCCAAAGCGUGGUUUUUCAAGUGCUGUCAUCCAUGUAAUGGGUGAAUUACGUCCAUACAGUGAAGUCAUUUGUAUUCCUCUAUACUCUUACGGCAGAUUUAUACCGAACUAUUGUAUGUGUAACUUGUUUUGUCCUGAGGUAGGCUUCUGGGUUAAUACUCGGUGUCUAACAGUCACUAGAGUAUACAUCGUCAACUCAGCACAGUAAGAACAGGUCUGGAUCUGUUCACAUAAAUUAAUAGUACACUAGUCUGAAUAAUAUGCAAAUAGAACGAACAAAGGAAUCUCAGCCAUUUGACAUGUUUUUCUUCCAUAAUUUGAAACAUAAAGACAUUGGUUGUUUCCUUUUAUUGUCCUACCUUUUUGGAUUGGACAAUUGAUCUGUGGUCUUUGUCCUCUGCAUGGUUUGGGGUCAAACUAGCAGACUUCAAACAUAUUUUCCUCACUUGUCAAUCCAGCGUUAUGGUAUUGGCACAGCAUGGUGGCUUAGUUAGAUAAGUAGUAACAAGUAAAUGUUUUCAGAAGACGCUGGUGAUCCAAAGUAUUGAUGCACUUUGCAGAGUUAGUGUCGGGAUAGGUGCUAUUCCGAUGGGUCAAUUUGAUAAUAUCCGUCUUAAAUCUGAUGCCGCAGUAGCAGUGUCAGAGUAGUACUUGCUUCACAACAAGUAUCCUUCUGGCUGAAUACAGUACAACUGAAGACUCUGCAAUCACAUAAAUACUAUUGGCUAAGUCUUGCAUAUGACAUCACUGUAUUUUAUCGAUACUAUUUGAAGGAUGGGUGAUAUAAUAGGGGUGCUUUUAGCAUAUAGUGACUUGAUUUUAUUUUCAUUAUGAUUUUUAAGAGUCUACACUCACAUGAACACAUACAAGGGCACUUAUGGGGCCUCAUUGAUUCACAUUUUGCUAUUUUAAAGCUUAGCUGGGUGGUUCCUUUUGUGCUAUCCUGCAUUGGUUUUUACUAUCCAGCUGUUUAAUGCCUUUUUGUAGGAGCGCCUCCUGUCCAUUUUUAUUUUUGGCCCACCUGGUCAAUGCUGAACUUGUGUCAAAGAAUUGAGUUUAAUUAUUCUACAAUUUUCAUAUAAUUUUCUACUUUUUGCGCGGUUUGUGGGAGAGUUUUAUGUUUUUGUUGCUUAUGUCUUAUGUUACAUCAAGAGUGCAGUUCAUUUUUACACUGAAUGUGCAGCCAACAUCUUUGCUAAUUUAAAGGCCUGAUAGCAAACCAAAUUUUAGAAAUUUUUUUGCAAGAAUCAGUAUAGCUAGCUUUUCGUUAUCUUUUUGUGUACAAAUUUUUAUCCAAACCAGUUUUCGUUACCAUCACCCAGAGUCUGUCAACCUAUACAGUACUUUUUAGAUGAAUGUGUUUACUAAGUCAAGAUUAUUUCUGCCAGAUGCUGAUGUGAUGUGCUCAUUUGACAGCGGAUCUGACCUCACCAAAAUCACUUGCUGAAUCAUUAGAAUCUGCCUAGGAUGAUUCGUGUCCUUCAUUUAGGAAAAAGAAAGUAAUGCAUACCUAGGAGUUUUGUCAGUAAUGUUUAGCAAGCAAAAGCAUUCAGACUGCUUAAAAAAUUUUGUGCCAAGAAUUCACACCAAAGACAAAUAGGUGAUUUAUAAAAGUAACUUUUUGACUGUAUUUGCGUAACUGAAUGCUUAUUAAGAUCAGUGGGUUGUUAAUUUAAUGUAGGCAUAGUUCACUGCUAUUUGAAAGGAAUGUACGUUCCCCCGCUUAAAACAAUCACUUCUUUAAAAAUUGAAAUAAUUAGCAAAAGGCGUUAAGCAGUUAAGUCAUAAGUAACAUCAUUUAGUAAGCCAUAAAAAGCUGACAUUAUAAAAGUUGUGCAAUACGUAUUGUAAUUGUUAAAAGCCAAUGUUAACAAAAGACAAAAUACCUAGCAAAAAGUGGCAUCUUACACUUAGUGCCUUGCCACAAGCUUUACACUUUAGAUUCUGGCACUUAGGUUUCUGUGCCUCUUUCCUAUUGAUUGAAUAUAGAUUAUAAGAAAAUAUGGCCACAUAAUCUCUUGUAAAGUGGUAGUAAGAAUGAAUACUAAGUUGGUCAUGUCAUUUUUGUCCCUUUUGUAAUUCUUAAAGCUCAGUUCCUGCCCGUUUUUUUUUUUUUUUUUUUUGGUUUUGUAUCAUUUUAUUACUUUUUCUUUUUUUUUUUUUUUUUAAUUUUAGCAAUGGGACAUACUGAUUUUAUAGUAACAUGAUUUUGUAGCAAUCAAUUACAAUCAAAUAAGGCAGACCUGUUCCCUGAAUGAUACUGCCUCAUGUUCAGAGACUACUGUAUCCUCCGUCACUAACCACUGAGGACAAUCUUAGCAGUGUAUUGUAGUUUUAAUAAUUUCAACAGAGGGAGGAGGCGCAUGAGAAACACACAUGUACUUCCUCUCACUUCUCUCAGAGCAUCUGGCCAGGGAACAGCUGCUUGGGUAUUUAGCAGAUAAUAAACAGAAUAUUUGUGCAGAAUCAAGCUUACCCUCUUAUACUGUAGCUAAAUUGCACGAUGCUAAAUCACAAAAUUGUACAAAGUUGCCAAUUUUAAUUUUUGACUUGACUUCUCUUGUAUUUGUCAUCGAUUGUGCACUUAAAGCUUUUUGUUAUCACAUACGUACAGUUCCAUCCAGGAAGUCUUGUGUAAAUCUGUAGUUACCCUUAAGGGACUCAGCUAUAAUGGCCUCAAUCACUUUAGUAGGGACAUUUUCCCCUAAAUGGUGCUUUUUAGACUAGUCAGGUUUUUGUUUUUUUUUUCCUAAUCAAAACGAUUAAACAAGUCCAUGUAUUCAUCUUAGGUGAACGGAGGGGGAAAUUGUUUAUGCUUUUCUUGAACUAUAGUUACUUAUAAGAUAGUAAACACACACACACACAGAACCAACUGAACUUGACACACACUCGAAUAAACUCAUUGUCAACUCUUGGUUCCACAUUUCUGAGAGGAACAGGAGAUGCAUUAUGGGCCACAAGUAAUCAAAAGGAAGUGUUUACAAGGAAGGCUGUCAGACUACUUUUUUGAAAUAGCAGCUCGUCCUAUUCCUUUUAUAAUAAACUCAUUUCAGGUAGUUUACGAACACUGAUACAGGCUUAGAAAAAAAUCUUAAGUCUUCCAUAGCUUUUCUGUCAGUUUCUGUCCACUGUGUAUUAUUAAAGAAAAAAGCAAUAACCUUUUUAAAAGUGGUGUAUUGGGAUCAUCAAGCCUAUUGAAAUAUUGGCCUGUCGUAUAUAUUUCAAACAAAACGAAUGUCAGGGAGCUGUUGAAUUGAAGUAGGAUCAGGACAGUUUGAUAUUGAUUGAUUUGAUUGAUAUUUUUUAAUAUAUUUUCUGGAACUUUGGACAGGUUGACUUCCUCGUGAGAUUAAAAAAAAAAAAGUGUAACUGAAAAACUAGUGUUGCUUGGCGGCGUUCAAAAUGCUAAUGGUAGUCUGUGAACUGCAACACAAGAACUGAGCGUGUGGUUCAGUUGUAAACUCAGUGGAACUGUUCAGAGUUGCACCUCCAGCUGUGUCAAAAAAAAAAAAGAAAAAAAAGAAAGGGAAUCUGGG